Molecule: messenger RNA, 2895 nt
Organism: Colius striatus (speckled mousebird)
Lineage: Eukaryota; Metazoa; Chordata; Aves; Coliiformes; Coliidae
Gene: ZNF385B
Product: zinc finger protein 385B
Exons: 11
Coding region: 467-1669 (400 amino acids)
Cellular component (GO): nucleus
Molecular function (GO): nucleic acid binding; zinc ion binding
Source: RefSeq, a predicted model, not a curated record
CCCACUGUCUCAUAGCACCCAACAUCACAAAAGCACCCUGUUGAUAUGAAAGCAUUAUUUCUGUCUUAUGCUGUGUAUAUGUUUAAAUGCUGCAGAGGAGGUGGAUUGUAACCCCAGAAACUAAGGAUGCAGGGGAGUUUCUGCUCCAGCACUUCUCCUCCUCUCUUCCCUCACUGACCUUGGAGUCUGCAUGAUUGCUUCUCUCUCCCAACUUCUUCCACCAUCACCAGCCAGAAAAGCCAGAAGAACAACAAGAAGGAACAGGAAGAACCCUCCUCUUCUGGCUUCUUCAUAAAAAGUGAUCAUGGAGACAGAGGUAAAAGGGACCAGUGAGGAUCAGUGCCUUUUGGCAAAGUCUGCCUGCUGCUUGCAUCUCAAGUACAUGGAUAACUCUUGCCAUAGGAGUUAAAAUUGAAGUUACAAAGGCGCUACUGCACUUCCCACCGUUGUGCGCACACCUACCUUAAUGAUGCAGCCUUCCCUGGAUAUCAAACCCUUUUUGUCCUUCCCUGUGGACAACAGCUCUGCUGUUGGAUUCUUCCCAAAUUUUAACACGAUGGAUCCUGUGCAAAAAGCAGUCAUAAACCAUACAUUUGGUGUGUCCAUUCCCCCAAAGAAGAAACAAGUAAUUUCCUGUAAUGUCUGUCAGCUUCGCUUUAACUCUGAUAGCCAGGCCGAGGCCCACUACAAAGGAAGUAAACAUGCCAAGAAGGUCAAAGCACUAGAGGCAACGAAAAAUAAACCCAAAGUUGGUUCUUCCAAGGACUGCGCAAAGGCUAACACAAGCUGCUGCACCACGUCAGUCUCAGCCAACAUCUCUGACAAAUCAGGGAAACAGUCCUUCACUGCUCCACCGUGGGUCCUCCAUGGGGUCACAAGUCCUGCCAGCAAACCUGGUCCAGCAUGGGCUACUCACUCCACAGAAGAUAAAGGGAAAGCAAAACCCAAUAGUGCAAGUCAGCAGUCCAGUACAGAUGUGGGUCCUUUUCUUCCUAAACCUGGAGUACCAGCAGAGGCACCUGUAACACCUGCCUCAUCCUCCAAGAGCACAAAUGGAACUCCUAACACAAUUGCUGAGUCAGAAGAGGAAAAAGCCAAAAAACUGCUUUACUGUUCAUUAUGCAAAGUGGCUGUGAAUUCCCUGUCACAACUAGAAGCCCACAAUACAGGCUCCAAGCACAAGACCAUGGUCGAGGCUCGUAAUGGUGCUGGUCCCAUCAAGUCUUACCCUCGACCUGGGUCUCGGCUGAAGGUGCAGAAUGGCAGUAAAGGCUCAGGACUGCAGAAUAAGACGUUCCAUUGUGAAAUCUGUGAUGUCCAUGUUAAUUCAGAAAUUCAACUUAAACAGCACAUUUCCAGUAGAAGGCAUAAGGACAGAGUUGCAGGAAAGCCUAUGAAACCUAAAUAUAGUCCUUACAACAAACUGCAGCGCAGCCCAAGUAUUUUAGCAGCGAAACUUGCAUUCCAGAAGGACAUGAUUAAGCCACUGGCACCCGCUUUCCUUUCGUCUCCGCUGGCUGCAGCUGCAGCUGUUUCGUCAGCUCUGUCCCUUCCUCCCCGUCCCACUGCCUCCUUGUUCCAGGCACCUGCAAUACCACCAGCUCUCCUCAGGCCAGGCCAUGGCCCCAUCCGGGCAACACCUGCCUCCAUACUUUUUGCACCUUAUUGAUUUAUUGAUGUCAGAAGAGAUAGCUAUGGCCAGUAAAAAGAGUAAAAAAAAGCAGGAAAGGGGUCAAAGUUUUAAAAAGUCUUUCUCUUUUGAAAUUACAUCCAGCCUGUCAUCUCAUCCACCCACACCAUAACAUUCAUCACUGACGGUACUGCAUUUUGGAGUCCAGACAACAGUCUUUCUCUGUCUCUCCUUUUUUAAUCCAAAUACAAAGUGAUUUAGUAAAAACUUAAAUUGCUCAUAAAAUGUAUACCAUUAAAGAUUUAUACAUCUUAUUUUUUUUUUCAAUGUGUAUGUUGCAUCUAACAAUGAUCAUAAAAUACUUUCCUGACAGACUUGAAAACUAGGGUCUUCCGUGGUCACACUUAUGUAAAUACUUCUCUGAAAACCAAUGGGGUGUAAUCUGGAAGAAAAGGUAGAUGAACCAAAUGCUUGAUUGUGGAUAACAUCUCAUGAAAUAAUUGAGUCUCUUUUUUUUGUUUGUUUUCAGUGUGCUCUUGUUGACAGGGAUUGUGUACUGUCCUAGGCCCCAGUACUGGUGUAUCUUGUGUAGUACUAAAGAUGUAUCACAUGUCUGAUUUUAAUAUUUUUAGUUUCUGUGCAAAUGUUUGAAAGCAAUGCAGCGCUGAACCUUCUAAUUAUUUCUUUUGUGUCACACUUUAUUUAGAGAAAUAUAAAAUAGAAAGCCAUAUAACAUAUAGUUAAGAUUACUACUUUUUUGCUACAUUCAUUUAACUUAUUUUUGUUAUUUCUUCACUGGUGUUGCUAAGCAAUGUUUAAAAAUAAAACAAGCUUCUCAACUGCACAUCACCACAACUCACAUGCAUUGUUCAAGAAGACAAUGGAUCUAUAUGUUUGGACAUAAAUAUCCUUUUUUCUUCAUUUCUAUCUAGUUUCCUUUGUAAUGAUGCUGCAUAAUGUUGUGGCUCCCUAAUGCAAUAAUGUACAGUACACAAAAUAUUUAUAAUUGACUGUAUUAUCUAUUUACUGAAUAUACUGCAGUAAUGCCCCACCUACCUUCUUACCUCCCCGACUCUUUUAUAAAGGUGAUAUCGAUAUGCAGUACUCAGAUUGACUUAGUUCUAUGAUAAUUGGGACAACAGGUGGAAGAGAGGAAAAAAAAAUAGAGUUAACUUUUAGAGCAUCUUUAUCUGCAAUCCAUAAUAGUAAAAUGUCUGUGUAUUUUUUUAAAUGUACCUUUUCAAUAAAAUAAUAAGAAAAAUAUA